This is a messenger RNA of Megalobrama amblycephala (Wuchang bream), 1368 nucleotides long. RefSeq names its product caveolin 4b (gene cav4b). The record is from RefSeq and is a predicted model, not a curated record. Gene Ontology annotation, cellular component: caveola. Gene Ontology annotation, molecular function: molecular adaptor activity. The transcript is spliced from 4 exons. NCBI's taxonomy places the organism in Eukaryota, Metazoa, Chordata, Actinopteri, Cypriniformes, Xenocyprididae. Gene Ontology annotation, biological process: caveola assembly. Bases 502 to 1023 code for a protein of 173 amino acids.
CACUGUGUAAAACAAAGACAUUUUUUUAGUGCCACUGUAUGUUUCCUAAAAAUAAUAAUAAUAAUAAUAAUAAUUUAUCUAGACCUAAAAUUAGAUGGUACUAUGAGAGGAAACUGGCUGUGUGCGAAGAGGGUUAGCCUGUCCGGUAACCUGAUUAGUGGUGCCCUCUCCAUUCCUCUCCCCAAAAUAACUUUACGCUCAGCCUUCUAAUUCUUCACUGGGUACACACACUUCCACAAACUAGACUAUGGCAAAGAACACAAGGGACAGAGAGUGAGGCCAUACUGUAAGACGCUCCGCUCCAUGCCUCCUGAUGCCAUUAACAGAAUGAUAUCGGCCAUAUAUUUAUCUGUUAGAUGAUGAGAUAGUUUAUAGAGAUUAGGAGUGUCUGUCAGACUGAUCAAAAUAGUCAUAAACUAUACUGCUGAAGUUACUUUUUUCUUGACCUGCACAGGAUUACAGUUUAUUUUUGGACCAGGACUGAAUAUUGAAUAGGUCAAUAUGAUGUCAGACGAGUAUUUGGUGGAGUGUAAGAUUGAUGAUGAUGAUGAUGAUGAAGAAGAAGAUGAUUAUGAUGUGAAGAAGAUCCACCCAUCUCCACCUCCUCCACCACAGUUCUCCUCCACCCCUUCCCUCACUCAGGUUGAGAUCAGGGAUCCCUAUGGCGUCAACAAACACUUGAAGGUAGAGUUUAGCGAUGUUUUGGCAGAGCCCGCGUCCACACACAGCUACGACCGCGUGUGGGUGUACAGUGGGAUCGCCUUCGAGUCCAUGCGGCUGUGGGGUUACCGCUGCCUGUCAGCGCUGUGUGCGGUUCCUCUCUCUUGCCUCUGUGGCUGUCUCUUUGCCCUACUGGCCUGUAUGCACAUCUGGUGUGUGAUGCCCUGUAUUCAGGUGUGCCAUACCUGCCUGCCCUGUGUGAGGUCACUGUGGAUGAGUGUGGUUAAUAUCUUUAUCACUCCAUUCUGCGCAUCUGUGGCGCGCUGUUGCAGUGGCAUAUAUGUGAUGUACUCCAAAGAGUGAUGAAAAACAAUUGAGGAAUUUUUGACAUUACAAAAUAGUGUUCAAACCAUUCAAAGAAGAGGAUUAUGUGCUGUUAUAGCCUAUAGAUUUUUAUUUAAUAAUACAUUAUUAUAAUAAUCUUUUUAAAAUUAUCUUAAUGCAACACAAAUUUUGCAUGUCAGAAGAUAUUUUGUUUCUAAAUUAUCAAGAACCUCUUUUCGUUUUCAUAAAAAUCUGUUAAUAUUUGUUUUUUUUCUGUUUGAUAUAAUGAACCAUUGUCAUUGUAUUAUCUAUGAAGCCAGAUGUCUGUUUUGAUGGUUAUCAUGUCAUACAUGUAUUUGAAUAAAACAACCACUUACAUUUGUA